UAUGUGAGCUUCCGUGGCCCCCCCUCCCCAAGCCCCGGAGAGUCCCCUGGUAGAGAGUCCCCUGGUGGGCCCCAGGGCCAGGCGAUGCUACAGAGGAGAGAGGUCCAACUCCUGCUCCUCAUCUAGUACUGCUACAGCUACAUACAGGUCUCCAGUGUUGAGGCGACAGGCUAUGUUGGCCAGUAGUUGUUCCCAGUUGGAGCUGCUAGGGGGCGCCACCUCUCACCAGCGCUCCUCUAUCCUAGAGAAACGAGCUGUCAAUCAGCAGGAUGGUCACCUCAACGGCGUACCCCUCCCCCUACAGCCGUUGUACUUGCGUCGUCAGGGCGAAAGGAGCGAGAGGGGGGAUAGUGCCGGGCUUCUGCCCCUAGUGAGGUCACACAGCGAGCCUGGCCUCAGCUCUUCUGCUGAUACAGUUGACUUCAGUGGUGGCUCAGUGGGCAGUAAAGGAGUGAGGGAGGGCUCUCAGACCUCUACAGACACAGGUCCAACCUCCGAGGCAUGCCUGCUACCCCGCUCCUCUCUGGUGCCCCCCUCAGCCCUCCUCCCCAGGAAGGGCAGUGUGAAGGAAGCCACCAUGGGGCGCAACUUGCCCCUCUCCAAAGGCCCCACCAACUCUCCCUUGCACCUGCCCAAAGAAUGCAACCGCUCUCUUGGGGACCUCAAGGUGACGAGGGGUUUGGUGGCUCGCUUCCUGCAGCGCUCCAAACGGAACCUGGCGUCCGCCGCAGAGAAUUCUGGGAACACGGGACAGGGUCAGAAAAGGAGAGGCGGGGUGGAGGGCAACGGGACAGGCCAUCUCCCUUUAGAGCAGGUGUUACGUAACUCCUGGGGGGCCAGCCAGGGAUCCCACCCGCCACACCCUCAUCAUCGUGGUCACCACCACUCCCAUAGCGACAGCCGCCACAACCGCCGUCAUAGCAACCAACCCCCUGUGACGGAGGGGAUCCACUUGCGCAGCUGCGGCGACUUAAGCUCCUCCUCCUCUGCAUCGCUAUGGCGAUUACUGACGGCCAACCCCCCCCACGGGUCAUCAGGGGCACUGUAUACAGAGUCAGCCCUGUAAGAGGGGGAGGAGGGAGGAAAGAUGGGAGGGGAUGGGGAGGAAAAGGAGAGGAGGCAGAAAGUGUACCCACACAGAGGAGAGUGGAGGCAUGGUAUGGUCUAAUGAAGAAGAGAUACAAAGGGAGGAGGAGAGGUGGAGGAUGGUAGGAUGAGUUAGACAGGGAAGAGGAAUGAUUAAGGAACAGGCUACUGACAUAUCCUGAUGGGCGGUGGAGGGAGUCAGCACUAUGAGGAGGGAACGACUGGACCUUUGCUACAGCCUUGUUCCAAUACUUUCAACAUGCAUCCUACCGCUUUCCCUUCCUCCUCCCCCAUGGAGCCCUCCUCUGCACCUGCGCCUGGCCUUCCUUUCCUGAACUUUGACCUCUCAACUAACCUCCUACCUUCAACCUUCACCUAGCCAUACUGAACACAACUCUCUGGGAUCUCUCUUUAACUUCAAGACUAGAGAGGAUGGAGAGAAGGAGUAGGAUAAUUAAGUUUCCCCUAGACUCUGAGCUAUGGUCAGUUUAGUGUUUCUCCUCCUAAUGGUUAAGGUUAGGAUCAGUGGAGCAUAAGCUGAUCCUAGAUCUGUGUCUAAGGUAAACACUUUUCUGGAGCUGUGAACAUCACUCUUACACGAACCGCAUACACUCAUUAAACUGCUCACUCUUUUUCAAAACUCAAAUGUACGUUCAUUUGUCCAGCUCUUCAUCCGGAGCGAAACUCACUUUAAGUGUUCACGGAACUCACCUUUUUGUCUUCCACUCGUGAAAUAGUUAACCUUCCUUUUCUCCUGAUGACACUGUAAAAUGUACAGAAAAAUGUACACUCGUUUUGCCCACUGACAGUGAAAGUUUAAUGGCCUGCUAGUGUCGCCGUAUGUUUACAAACUUACAUCUUUAUUAGUAUUUUUUGGGGGGUUCAUUUUUUUGAGGUAAAAUCAACAUGUAAUCCUCAACACCCCUUACCUAGUCCAUCUCCAAACUGCCUUCAGAAGAAAGGUGCCCCAAACUCAAAACUCACACACCAUCUACCCCAAACUCAAAACUAACACACCAUCUACCCCAAACUCAAAACUAACACACCAUCUACCCCAAACUCAAAACUAACACACCAUCUACCCCAAACUCAAAACUAACACACCAUCUACCCCAAAC
Molecule: messenger RNA, 2204 nt
Organism: Oncorhynchus gorbuscha (pink salmon)
Lineage: Eukaryota; Metazoa; Chordata; Actinopteri; Salmoniformes; Salmonidae
Product: protein FAM189B-like
Exons: 6
Coding region: 173-1066 (297 amino acids)
Source: RefSeq, a predicted model, not a curated record